Messenger RNA from Arachis duranensis, 2461 nucleotides. Its product is annotated as G-type lectin S-receptor-like serine/threonine-protein kinase At4g27290. The record is from RefSeq and is a predicted model, not a curated record. The coding region runs from base 11 to 2461 and encodes 816 amino acids. Gene Ontology annotation, molecular function: protein serine/threonine kinase activity; ATP binding. NCBI's taxonomy places the organism in Eukaryota, Viridiplantae, Streptophyta, Magnoliopsida, Fabales, Fabaceae. The transcript has 7 exons. Gene Ontology annotation, biological process: recognition of pollen; protein phosphorylation.
AGUUCUACAAAUGAUUGAAAACUUAAGGAUGUUGUUUAUUUCAUUACUUCUCAUGUCCUGCAUGAGAACAAUCACUUCAAGAGACAGUUUAGAAGUAGGUCAAUCUAUCCAAGAUGGUGAGACUUUGGUUUCUGCUGGUGGAAGCUUUGAGUUGGGUUUCUUUAGUCCUGGCAUUCCAACAAAUAGAUACUUAGGUGUGUGGUACAGAGAUGCAUCAGGGAAUUCAACAAUUGUGUGGGUGGCAAACAGAGAGAUACCAAUUCAAAGUAACUCAUCAGGUGUUUUGAGACUAAGCAAGAAGGGGAUUCUACAGCUUCUGAAUGGCACUAACAGCACCAUUUGGUCUUCCAACACCUCAGGCAACACUUUGGGGAACUCAAUUGCACAACUAUUGGAUUCGGGAAAUCUUGUAGUGAAAAAUGGACAAAGUACAGAGGAGAAAAACUUUUUAUGGCAAAGUUUUGAUUAUCCAUGUGAUACACUGAUGCCAGGAAUGAAGCUUGGAUUGAACUUAGUUACUGGUUUUGACAUAUCUAUGUCAACUUGGAAAAGUGCAGAGGAUCCUGCUGUAGGAGAAUAUUCUAUAAAGUUUGAUCCUAGAGGAUAUCCACAAGUAAUGCAAUGGAAAGGAUCUGUUAAAUAUUUCCGAAUAGGGACAUUUAAUGGCCUUUAUUUCACUGGAUAUCCAACCCAGGAAGAUGAAUAUAGACAGGAUUUUGUAUUGGACAAAACCGAGGUGUAUUAUAAAUUUGAAAUACUUGAUAGAUCAAUUUUCUACCUGUAUAAACUACAACCUUCAGGUACUUCAAUAGGUACUAUUUGGAGAAGUCAAACAAGAACUGAGUUGGAACAUGCCACAAUUAAUGGAUACAACGGGUGUGGAAGUUAUGCCUUUUGCGGUUCAAAUGCUAUAUGCAAGGUUGAUGCUAACCUUGCAUCAUGUGAAUGCCUAAAAGGAUAUAUUCCCAAGUUUCCCCGACAAUGGAAUAUGUCAAAUUGGUCUGAUGGUUGUGUUAGGAAGACUUCACUGGAUUGUAAUGACACUAAUAGCUUCUUAUGGUACACAGACAUAAAAGUGCCAGACACUUCAUCCUCAUGGUAUAACAAGACCAUGGAUCUGAAGGAAUGUGAAAAAAUUUGCCUGAAAAACUGUUCUUGUGUUGCUUACGCAAAUUUGGAUAUCCGUAAUGGAGGAAGUGGUUGUCUACUUUGGUUUGAUAAAUUUCACUUCCUUUUCAAUUCUAAUUAUUGUGGAUUAUGGCACUUUUCUAAGAAGAUAACUAAGAUCCUCCAACUGAAUAGUAAUGAACAUGGAAAUUUGAAGAAAAAGAAGGUAGGAAUAGCAAUUGGUGCGACUAUUUUCGGAUUAAUCACAUCUGUUACCAUAGUGAUAAUGAAAAAAUCAGGAGUUGCAAAAAUGAUCCAAAGAAAUAGGCAAAGACAGAAGGUCACUGAGUUACCAACGUUUGAUUUCUCAGUCUUAGUUAAAGCAACAGAGAACUUUUCAAGUAGUAACAAACUUGGAGAAGGUGGUUUUGGAUCAGUAUACAAGGGAACACUAACAAAUGGCCAAGAGUUAGCUGUGAAAAGGCUUUCAAAAAAGUCUAAACAAGGUUUAGAAGAGUUUAAAAAUGAAGUGGCGUUGAUAGCCAAACUUCAACAUCGUAAUCUUGUAAAGCUUCUUGGCUGUUGCAUUCAAGGAGUAGAAAAAAUAUUGAUUUAUGAAUACAUGCCAAACAAAAGCUUAGACUACUUUGUUUUUGAUGAAAUCAGAAAGAAGAUGCUAAAUUGGCUUAAGCGUUUCAACAUUAUCUGUGGCAUUGCUCGGGGACUUCUUUAUCUUCAUCAGGAUUCUAGACUGAGAAUUAUUCAUAGAGACCUAAAAACUAGCAAUAUUCUGUUAGAUGCAAAUUUGAAUCCUAAAAUAUCAGACUUUGGCCUAGCUCGGACAUUCUUAGGCGAUCAGCUCGAGGCUAACACGAACAGAGUAGCGGGAACAUAUGGUUAUAUGCCUCCCGAAUAUGCAGUACGUGGACAAUAUUCAAUGAAGUCCGAUGUGUUUAGCUAUGGUGUCAUACUACUAGAGUUGAUAAGUGGGAAGAAGAAUAGGGAAUUUUCAGAUCCAGAAAACUACCUUAACCUUCUUGGACAUGCAUGGAGAUUAUGGACUGAUGAAAAGCCAUUGGAACUGCUAGAUGAAGUGUUAAAGGAAGGAUGCACACCACUUGAAGUAAAAAGAUGCAUUCAAGUGGGCCUGUUAUGUGUGCAACAAAGACCAGAAGAUAGGCCAGACAUGUCUUCAGUGGUUCUAAUGUUGAAUGGUGAGAAAUUACUGCCCAAGCCAAAGGUUCCUGGUUUUUAUACUGAAAGAGGUGUUACACCUGAAGCAGAUUCUUUGAUGGAAAAUUACACAUUGUUUUCAGCCAAUGAAAUCUCCAUCACAACAUUAUAUGCAAGAUAG